Molecule: messenger RNA, 687 nt
Organism: Penicillium maclennaniae
Lineage: Eukaryota; Fungi; Ascomycota; Eurotiomycetes; Eurotiales; Aspergillaceae
Gene: sod2
Product: superoxide dismutase sodB
Exons: 4
Coding region: 1-687 (228 amino acids)
Biological process (GO): superoxide metabolic process
Cellular component (GO): mitochondrion
Molecular function (GO): metal ion binding; superoxide dismutase activity
Source: RefSeq, a predicted model, not a curated record
AUGACUGCUCUCUUCUCCACCUCCGCUCGUGUUGCCCUUCGCUCGGGAGCUUCGGCUUCCUACAAGGCUGGCGCUGCGGGCUUGACUUUUGCCCGCGGCAAGGCUACCCUGCCCGACCUUUCCUACGACUAUGGUGCUCUUGAGCCCUCCAUCAACGGCAAGAUCAUGGAGCUUCACCACAAGAACCACCACAACACCUAUGUCAACAGCUAUAACACCGCUUUUGAGCAGCUCCAGGAGGCUCAGCACAAGGGUGACAUUGCCGCCCAGAUUGCCCUCAAGCCCGCCAUCAACUUCCACGGCGGUGGCCACCUGAACCACUCUCUCUUCUGGGAGAACUUGGCUCCCAAGAGCGCCGGUGGUGGUGAGCCCCCCUCCGGCUCUCUGGCCAAGGCCAUCGACACCACUUAUGGUGGUCUCGAUGAAUUCAAAGGCAAGAUGAACGCUGCCCUGGCUGGUAUUCAGGGCUCCGGCUGGGCUUGGCUCGUCAAGGACAAGCAGACCGGCCAGAUCAGCAUCCGCACUUAUGCUAACCAGGACCCCGUCGUCGGCCAGUUCGAGCCUCUCCUUGGUAUUGACGCCUGGGAGCACGCCUACUACUUGCAAUACCAGAACCGCAAGGCUGAGUAUUUCAGCGCCAUCUGGGACGUCAUCAACUGGAAGGCCGCGGAGAAGCGCUUCUCUUAA